AUGGAGCCGCCUGCCAAAAAGUCGCGCAAGUUGCUUGAGGAGGAAUCGUCUAGUGAUUCUGAGGAUGAUUCCGGAGGUGUUCCCCUCGGCGGCUCGUCGACGGGAGAUGCAUUCAAGAUCAACGAAGAUUAUGCACGCCGCUUUGAACACAAUAAGAGAAGAGAGGAGAGGCAGCAGCUCGAGGCCAAACUAGGGAAGUCCGAGGAUGAGGAAUCCUCUUCGGAAGACGAAGAUGAAGACGACGACGCAGAGCUGGCUACUGAGGCUGUUGAUGCAGAGAUUAUGGAAACUAUCCAGGCUAUUCGGUCAAAGGACCCUCGGGUAUAUGACCAAAAUGUCACCUUUUAUCAAUCUCUCGAUAAUGAAAACGCGGGCCCGCGAAAUCGGGAGGACAAGCAGAAACCCAUGACCCUCAGAGAUUACCACAAAAAGAACUUACUGAGCGGUGCCAAUCUUGACGAGGACGCGGGGGAUGCUCCGAAGACUUAUGCGCAGGAACAAGAAGACUUGAAGAGUACUAUUGUCAAGGAAAUGCACGCCGCGGGUGAGGAGACUGGAUCCGACGAGGAGGACGAUGAAAACGAAGGCUUCCUUAUUCGCAAAUCAGCACCCGAACCUGUCCCAAAGGGUGAGAAGGCUCCUGAGUUGGAUGUUGAAAAUGCGGGUCAAGACCCUGAAACAUUCCUUUCCAAUUUCAUGUCAUCUAGGGCUUGGUUGCAGAAUGGGAAAUCCGGGCUCCAGCCAUUCGAGUCCGAUGAUGAAGAGGAAGAUGAGCGGGCAGAAGCCUGGGAAGAAGCAUACAAUUUCAGAUUUGAAGAUCCCAGUAAACUUAACAACCAGCUGGUUACCCACGCUCGUGACACAACCAAUAAGCAGUCUGUCCGCAGAGAGGAAAAAAGCGGCAGAAAGAAGCUCAGGGAAGAAGCUCGAUUGAAGAAAGAGGAGGAGAAGAAACAGCGCGAAUCAGAGAAGAACCGACUACGCAAAUUGAAAAUGGCGGAACUUCAAGAAAAGGUCAACAAGAUCAAAGAAGUUGCCGGUUUCCGAGCAUCUGAGCUCACUGAUGAGGACUGGGUCAAAUUCCUGGAUGACUCUUGGGACGACAAAAACUGGGAGGAGGAAAUGCAGAAGCAGUUCGGUGACAAUUAUUACGCAGAGGAUGAGGCUGGUGACGAGAAGAAACGACCGAAGAAGCCCACAUGGGAUGACGAUAUUGACAUCAACGACCUAGUGCCUGACUUUGAGGACGACGACAAACCCACGGCUGAGCUAUCCGACGUUGAAAUGGAUGAUGACGACGGCGAGGGUGGGAAGAAGAAGAGCAAGGCCCAGGAGAGACGUGACCAAAAACGCGAGGCCCGCAAAGACAAACUUCGCAUCGAAGAAGCGGUGGAUCGCAAUCUGGAUCUCGACCUUUCCCUUCUCCCUAACUCUGCGAGGCGUAAUGAUUCUGGAUUCCGCUACCGUGAAACAUCGCCCCAGACCUUUGGAUUGUCUGCGCUUGAUAUUCUUAUGGCUGACGACGCACAUCUCAAUCAAUUCGCUGGGUUGAAGAAGUAUGCCGCAUUCCGUGAGGAGGAGAAGAAGCAGCGGGAUCAGAAAAGGUUGGGCAAGAAAGCCCGGCUACGGCAAUGGCGCAAGGACACAUUUGGCAAUGAGGAGGGACCAAGGGAGUUUGUGUUUGAUAACGACAAGGCCCCCGCUUCAAAGCAAGCCGGCGAUGCUACAGAGAAGGUCGAUAUCCGAGAAGGGGGUCCGCGGAAGAAGAGAAAGAGAUCGAAGAAGCACUAA
Molecule: messenger RNA, 1791 nt
Organism: Aspergillus versicolor CBS 583.65
Lineage: Eukaryota; Fungi; Ascomycota; Eurotiomycetes; Eurotiales; Aspergillaceae
Product: KRI1 family protein
Exons: 2
Coding region: 1-1791 (596 amino acids)
Biological process (GO): endonucleolytic cleavage in ITS1 to separate SSU-rRNA from 5.8S rRNA and LSU-rRNA from tricistronic rRNA transcript (SSU-rRNA, 5.8S rRNA, LSU-rRNA)
Cellular component (GO): nucleolus; 90S preribosome
Source: RefSeq, a predicted model, not a curated record